GUACUUGUUCGCGGACUAAAGACAAGUCUAGUUCGAACCGCCGUCGCUCGUUGUGUGUCCGUGCAUACACGCGAAAGCUGAAAGAGCUCGGUCCCUGCUACCAGUGAUUAAUUCGAUAAAGGUAGCCUUGGAAAGAUAAUUCCACCCAGUUGUGCGGCGCGUUCAGUGUGAUUCGAGUGCUGUUGAAAUGCCAAAGAAAUUUGUAGUUACAAAAUAGUGUAGUGAAUCAUAAAAAGAAACCCAACAGUGAGAGUGAGAAUUCGUACGAAAGUGAAUAAAACUAAACGGCAUUAGUGUGCCCCCGCGUGCGUGUGUGUGUUUGUGCUCGAUUGUGAUUAGUUUCUGCUGUUGGAGAGCAAAUAACAAAAAAGCGUCAGGUGUGUAGUAAUUGCUCCGAUCGUCGCAUCGAAAACAGAAGAGAAAAAGCACACACAAACACAAACAGUGAGUCAUGGGGAAGUUACUGAGCCUGCUGGCACGGGAUGAAUCAACCUGCUGCACACCGAAAACGUACGACGUGUUUCUCGACUUUGAAAAUGCGGCCCCGACCGACCUGGAGCGGGAGGUGUACGAGGAGGUCGACCAUGUCCUGCGCCAGUCCGAGAUCGUGCUGGACGAGAUUCAGUGUUACAAGGGCGCCGGUAAGGAAAUUCGGGAAGCGAUUGCGGACCCCUCCCCCGAAUGCCAGGAGAAGGCGUGGAACAUUGUGAUACCGCUGGUGGAGAAGCUGAAGCGCUGCUACGAACACUCCCUCGAGCUGGAACGGAUCGUGCCGAAGCUGCUGGGACAGCUGGUGGGCGGCCGGCUCAACCCAACGCAGCACCUGGAAACGCAGCAGGCACUGGUGAAGCAGCUGGCCGAGAUACUGGAGUUUGUGCUCAAAUUUGACGAAUACAAGAUGAAAACGCCUGCGAUACAGAACGAUUUCAGCUACUACAGACGCAUCGCCAGCCGGCAGCGGCUCGACCAGACGAACGAGAUGAUCAUCAGUACCGAGCUGGCGAACCGGAUGUCGCUGUUCUAUGCGCACGCGACCCCAAUGCUGAAGGUGCUGAGCGAAGCGACGUCCAAGUUCGUGCAGGACAAUUCCGACAACGUCGACAACACGACCGAAACGCUCGGCACGAUGGCGAAAGUUUGCCUCCGGAUGCUCGAGAAUCCCAAACUGUUGGCACAGAUCGAGCGGGAAGAAACGCACCUGCUGCUGCUGCGAGUAAUGGUCGGUCUGGUGAUACUGUACGAUCACGUCCACCCGGUCGGUGCGUUCGCGCGGGGCGCCCACGUCGACGUGAAGGGCUGCGUCCGGUUGCUGCAGGCACAGCCGGCCGUCAAGGCGGAACCGCUGCUGAACGCGCUCCGCUACACCACGAAACACCUGAACGAGGACAACACGCCGAAAAACAUUCGAAAUCUGCUCGCAGCCUAAACAAAAACAAACAAAAAAAUAGAAGAAGCACGCGCCCCGCGCAUCAAACGCACCCGAGACUGCAUCAGUGAUACCAAAAGCGCAAAGAAGGAGAGGAGGGAGAAAAGCGUGCGGUUGGCCGAAUGCACGAUUCCUCCUCCCCCUGUUACUAAUACUAUCGCUAAAGCUACUACUACUACUACUACUACUACUAUUAUCAUAACUGUACGGAUCUUUGUUUGGCACUUCAAACGAUCCAACGGAGAACCGUAAUGAAAGGCAGGCUCGUGAAAACAGGAAAAAAACAUGCACGUGUGUAGUCGCAAGUGCUUUCCAAGUGGGGGUAGCGGGGAAGCAUAUUUGUUUUCGCCCACUUCCAGUGUUUUGGGAAGCCGACGGUAUCCGCUUCUACUUAUACAGCAUACUUCUUUCUGCACACAAAAAACACACAGACAACAGCAUAUUAGCCUAGAACAAACUACUUUCAACUUUUGAGAUUAUUUUGAGGAUUAUCUGUCUCUCUUUCUUUUUAUCCUUUCCAGUCUCAUUCUAAAACUAGUGAAAUUUAAAUUAUGAAACCGAAAUCCUACUUUGCACCCCUUCUACUCAUGAAUUAGUUUUGUGUUUUAGAGUGUUUUUGAAGCGAAUCUUACGCUUUUUACUGCUGCUGGCGCUGUUUUGUUAGAUAUCGUGUAAGUUUUGUUUGUUUGUUUUUUUUUUUUUUUUUGUUUAGCACCACUGCAUCACACUACGAAGUAUAAGAUGACGCGCGAAUGCUUACUUUUCUAUGCGUUAUUAGUGUUGUAGGCUAAUUCCACGCGCACGCAUUGCGGGGGGUUCUCGGUGCGUGUGCGCGUGUUCUGUAGCGGCAGGGCAAGGAGGGAGAAUAAGCGAGCGCGCAAAAUGAGAGAAACAAAGAUUAUGUGUCUGUUUUUUUAGUUUAAUUUAAAUCGAACAAAACCGUAUGAAACUAUCUAUCCUAGGCAUUUAAGUGUAUCUUGAUAAAACUUAUAAUUAAAACGAAAGUGUGCGAAGGUGGUGGGGGGUAGCACACCCCCAUUUGCUACCGCGCACACCCUUUAUAAAUUGUAUAUGUAUGAAGAAUUGUGGGAGGGCUUGUGGGAGACGGGAAGAAUGGUAGUGUUUGAAACGGGCGGUGCAAGGCAAACAGUGACAGUUGAUGAUAGCAAACAAAUGAAGUAAAUAAGCAUGUAACGUGUGAUAAGAAAACAAAAACAAAAACCGGAAGUGAGAAAACGGCUAGUUGCGGGCGGAAAAGCGCUCACAUCAAACUUUAGUAGGCAGGGCACAGUUCUUCUACCGGGACAUUAGCUACUUCAAACGAGGACGAAGGAAGACGAGCGACAAAAGCAGUUGAGAAAAGAGAGAGAGAAAAGAGAAAGAGAGUAGGAUGCUAGAACAUUGUUUAGUUAAGGAUAGUAGAGCCCAAGGAUAGAGAAGAGAUUGUUUCAGUUCUUUUUUCCAUUGAAAAGCACCACGUACACAAGACAUAUAUACACACACACACGACCACCGCCGUUAAAACACAUUUGAACGCAAAAGUUGUUAGAAAGCACAACACUUUAUCAUUCCCCUCUCUUGUGGGGUAUGAUUUGUUUGUUUUUUUUUUAACCAAAAACACAAACGACGAGCACGCGGUAUUAAUCUCUCGUUUCUUAUCCCCUUCGCAUGCGUAUGCGCAUGCAGUGGCGGAUGCACCAACGGUAACAGCGCAAAUCUGGCAACGCGCAUCGAGCGCACACAAAACACCGGUUGUGGUUAAACAUUAGUUAAUGUUUUAACUCUAUCAUUAGUAUCGUUUGUCGUAUGGCUGGAAAAAAACUAAAUGUCGCGUUUGUUUGUUUCAUCGUUAUCAUUCACAGCAGAAACGAACGAACGAACAAAACGCAAUGAACGAAAUCACAAUAUAUCGAAAACAAAAAUGUACACCUUACCAAUACACUGCUGGCUACCACGAAUUCAGAUGUGUUCUAUACUAUUUUACAAAGCGAGAACAGCAGCAUACACAGCUGCCCCGCGUGGCAAUUGAAUCAAGCAAACAGAACAACCAACUGAAAAUACGGAAAUAUCCAAGCAGAAGAACAAAACAAUGGAAAGUGAAGAAAACUUGUUGUUAUCGCGUAAGUCUUUUGAGAAUCUAUAGAACAUAACACAAACACACAUAACUACAACAACAACACAUUAAAUAAUUUAACAAUUGUAAUAGUGAUCAUAAAACACAUCACUAAAUGUAUCAUCGGAAUAUAGUGUAACAGCGAACAUUAUUUAAACAAGCAAAACAAAAAAGGAACAAAAAACAUUCAAAAAGAAGCACAAAAUGAGGCGCAUAUUAUAAACAUUAACACGCAAAUUCGCUCUAGAACAAAGUGAAAUCCGUAAAUUACAUCGACUCCAGGCGCACGUUGAAUGUGUUUCCUUCUCUUUUUUAAGGAUCGAUUUCAUUUCCUAGCUAAUAUUGUCUUUGAUUUUUCCGUUUGUACACGUUUUAACGGCGAAACACAUUCGCUCGGGUGGCAAUUGACCAGCGAGAACGAUACCACGAGUACGAGUAAUUUAGCAAAAAAACAAGAAAAAUAUUUGAAUCGACCGGUAGCUGAUUCGAUCGCAAAUGUGUAUUAUCACCCCUAGAAGAGAUUAAAUCGUGCGUUAACGUUAGUUUAGUUCAGAUUGGUAACCUGUUGCGAAUUAUAGACAACAACAAAAAGACUAUUCGUAUGAUUGUGUAAUUUGUUAACAGGGGGUAACGGAGCAGCGAGAGAAGAACCUCCUCCCCCCGGGCUAUCAAAAAUUGCCUUUUUGUAGAGAAAAUUUUCCCUGUACGACAAACACGUUUAGCAAAUUCUCGAGUACUAAUAACGGUUAAAAACAAUCAACACAAUUGCUGCUGUCGUGCGCGCGCAUUUAUCAUCCCCCCGUCGAUAAGCAUUGUGUUAGUUAUUCGACAGUAAAAUCCUCGUUACUGGCUAACCCAAUUAAAGGAAAAUGGUUUGAUGCGUUUUCUCUAUUGUUAUCGUUACUACUGUAUCGCAAGGACUACCCUGUACGCCACCCAGGCAGGCACUCUCUCACCACCAGUGGUGGUGUGUAGCACAGUGUAUGGAGGGAGGAAAAUAAGUGCAAAACUUGACUUGAGGGCCGCCGAGCACGAUGUAAGCAACACAUCUUUCCACAUUUAGUACGGAAUAGGCGUAGAUAAACACGAUUGUGAAGAGAGGCAGUGAACAGAAUGUAAUUCACACAAUGCUAUUGUAAUCGAAAAUGGAGGAGGGCUUGGAAAGGAAAAGUCAGCGUAACCAGUAAAACACAAAGACACGAAGACGGAAGCUUAUUCAGCUAAUGCGCAAAUUGCAUCAGUGCAGCAUGAACCCAACCACACCCAACUGUGCAUCGAAAUAGUUACUAAAUACACAGGAAAGAAGACACACGAAAGCAAACACAAAUCAUCUAAGCAACAAAGAUUCCCCCCCUACUAUACACAAUAGAAUAAGAGAGAAAUGAACAAUAACUAACCCCUCCCCCAGGCAUACACACACAGUACGUGCAGAAGGACUUUUGGUGAUGAGGAUCACGGGGAAGCUUACCACUAUAGAGAGAGAGAGAGAGAGAGAUGGAUGAGUGAAAAUGUGUAUGUUGAGCGAGAAUGUGUAUGCGUGUGUGUGUGUGUUUGUGUGAGCGUGUGCUGGAACUGUGACACCCCGGACGAGGAGAAGAAAAUAAAACCAAAAAUUCCAAACAAUCUAUCCCUA
This is a messenger RNA of Anopheles arabiensis, 5172 nucleotides long. RefSeq names its product CYFIP-related Rac1 interactor B. The transcript is spliced from 5 exons. The record is from RefSeq and is a predicted model, not a curated record. Lineage: Eukaryota; Metazoa; Arthropoda; Insecta; Diptera; Culicidae. Gene Ontology annotation, molecular function: small GTPase binding. Bases 452 to 1426 code for a protein of 324 amino acids. Gene Ontology annotation, biological process: regulation of actin filament polymerization.